AUGGUGGUCAGCACAUUCACUGGCCCUGGGAUUGGGAUCGGGUUUGGCGUCGGCUGCGGGUUCGGUGUCGGGUGGGGGUUCGGAGGAAUGCCUCUUAACAUGUUCGGCUUGGGUAUCGGUGGGGGCUGUGGAGUUGGUCUUGGACUAGGAUGGGGCUUUGGAAAUGCUUUUGGUUGUCAGUAUCGAUCUUCAAGAGUCCAGUUCCAGGGAAUUGAAUUUCAGAAGAAGGCUAAAGGAGAUGAAGCACCAAAAGUUGUUGCACCGGAGCUUGCUGAAAAGGCUCGUCCUUAUGGCUAG
Messenger RNA from Miscanthus lutarioriparius, 297 nucleotides. Lineage: Eukaryota; Viridiplantae; Streptophyta; Magnoliopsida; Poales; Poaceae. The record is from the annotation of a GenBank genome assembly.